This is a messenger RNA of Elaeis guineensis (African oil palm), 444 nucleotides long. Lineage: Eukaryota; Viridiplantae; Streptophyta; Magnoliopsida; Arecales; Arecaceae. The record is from RefSeq and is a predicted model, not a curated record.
AUGACAACAGCUCUCUCGAAGCGGCAAGUAGUUGCGAUUGCGGCGGCGGCGGCUCUUUUCGUUCUCCUCACCUUUAGCACCGCCGGGAAUCCAUCGUCAUGGCGAUCGUUGGAGGAGGCGGGGAGAUGCAGGAGGGAUGAUAUCUUGGUGCACCAAGGGGCGACGGCUCCGCUGCCGAACGGGAUCCCAACGUACACGGUGCAGGUGCUGAACGUGUGCUCCGGGAACUGCAGCAUCGGGGACAUCCACUUGAGAUGCGGGUGGUUCAGCUCCGCCCGCCUCAUUAACCCCAGCGUGUUCCGCCGUCUCGACUACGACGACUGCCUCGUCAACGAUGGCCGACCCCUCCGCGCCGGCUUCUCAGUCUCCUUCCAGUAUGCCAACUCCUUCAGCUUCCCCAUGGACGUCUCCUCCGCCACCUGCCUCCCUUCUCAACCCCGUUAA